AUGGCGGAUCCGAAGAAGAAGCACGGUGGAACCGCUUUCCUAUACCGUGUUUUCGGAAAACACCGGGGUGGGAAAGACUAUGAGGAUCAAGAGGAUGCAGAUCAGGAGAGAGUGGAUCAGUAUCCGUUUAGGCCGGAGACUCGGAUCGAUAGACUGACCUUUCCAUGUCCCUAUCUCAAACCACUGGAGUAUAGGCUCGCACCACGAUAUGAGUCAAUGGAACUUGCUGGUGGAGCUUCGGCCAGUGAACUCUUGGAUCAGAUAGUAGUGCCACAAGUGCCUUAUAGGGUCCUCCCUUCUAAUACCCCCGGAUCCGAGAUUUCGAACGGAGAAUCAGCGGUCAUACAAGAGGAAGUACACGAGGAAGAACAAGUCGACGCGGCACUGGUUUACUCGAACACUCUAAGCAAUGAACACCGGGGUGAGUCGUUUGAUGGUGAACGGGAGGAUUCCGAUAGCCAGCCAGCACCUGCUACACUUGACGGUAGGCCAGAAGGUCCACCGGAAGAAUCAGGUUCAGGUCCCGAGUCUCAAGGUAACAGGGAAACUCGAAAGAGUAUGGAUGUACGAGUUGCACGACAGAUCAUGAGUGUUUCUAGAGCAUCGGCUUUGAGCGCCGAAGAUGUCAUGCAUUGGAAAUACUACUUGGAAUGCUAUGCGCAGGGCAAAUUUAAUCUCAUGGAUCCGCCAGAACCGGUCCCACACAAGGAAAGCUUCCAGUAUCUACCUGCGAUACUCCCAUCAAAUGAGGCAGAGCGAUUAUCUUCGAGUAGUGAAUUUGAAACUGUCUGGCCUCACUGGGAGGAACAGAAAGCUACCGUGCUCAUUCAGGCAGCACUUCAGAGAUUUGGAACUCCCUAUGCUGCUCUCAGCACCUUUGAUGAUGCCCAUGAGCUGUUCAAGGCCGAAUACGGCUACAGCAUGUCACGGGUGGAUCGCUCCAUCAGUCUCGCGGCACAUACACUUUAUACAGCCGAUGUACUUGUCAUCCUGGACGCCAGCAAGGAUUGGCGUUUCCGACAAAAUCCGCUUGUCAAGGGAGAGCCUAAUAUUAAGUUCUUUGCCGCGGCUCCCCUACUCAACACAAACGGAAAUGUUGUUGGAGUCUUUGCGAUAUUCAGUAGAGAGCCCCGGGGCAGGUUCACACCAUUUGAACGGCGAGAGCUCUCAGAGUUUGGCCACCUGGUCAUGAAAGAUCUGACUGAACAGGCUCAAUGGCUGUCGGACACUGGUGUACGCUCAACUCCACUUCUGCAGCGGGACUCUGUCAUCAACGGGGAUAUCCACCAAAGGUAUGAGCGCCCCACCAGGCCUUUUGAUGCUGCCGAAAUGCAUGAAGACCUCUUCCCGCCAGCAUUGAAAUUCCAUAAAGCCAAGACACCACCCAUGGCCUUGAAGAACUUUAGCAAGUCCUCCCCAGCGGAGGUUUUCGGCAGCGGUAACCAACACACACCACCCUCAUCGGCUAAUUCUGAUUCUGAGGAGUGGGACUCAAAGCUUCAAGGUCUGGCCAGAGACAAUAACGAGGUGUCGGUGUAUUCCGGAGCGAAUCCACAGCUAUUCUCCCAGGAUGUGACCACGCCAGACUCGGAUAACUGGUGCAGCUCAUCUCCUCGGCCCUGGUCAUCAUCAGAUAUCACGUCUCUCAAUAUUAAUCCUCCAAACACACCUAUUGCCUCCGCGGCAAAGGAGAAGGAACCGCAGCGAUUUGAUUUCACGGUGGCGGACUUCAUGUCGUUGUCAGACAACGACUGUCAGGAAGAGCAGAGUUGCAAUGGGAAACCCCAAGAUGUUUCGAGCAAUUCUCAUGUUGUUAUCACAUUAGAGGCUAUAAAGGCUGCAAAGUCUACCAUGGAUACCGACGGAUCAAUGUCAACCGCGGAACACAGGGCUCGCGCUCUUCAGAGGCUAUCAGAACGGUCUAAUAACGGUUCAACAUCGAUCGAGGACAAUGUUCGCGAACCUCUACCUAUGCAAGUUCCUCAGCCAUUGAAAUUGUUCAAGUCGAACAUCCCUCGACCUACACCAGGCUCCAAUAGCGUUCGACCUGUACCAAGCUCAAAUAACCUUCGACCUACGCCAAGCUCAAAUAACCUUCGACCUACGCCAAGCUCAAAUAGCCUUCGACCUGCACCAAGUUCAAAUAAUCUUCGACCUGCACCAAGCUCAAAUAUCCCUCGACCUGCACCAAACUCAAAAAACCCGAUGGCCGAGGCCGCCUUUGCCUGCGCAUCCAUGGCUCAAACUUUCGGUUAUGAUCUCAUCUACGCCGUUGAGCUCACAGCUCCCCGGCCAGUGAUGACGGAUGAGGAGCUUCUUAAACCAGGAGGUCUAGGGCUGAAAAUUCUAGUUGCACAUGGAAUGGAUCACCCCGUUAAACUUGAUGCUCUCCUCCAUAUCCGUGCCUUGCGCUCUCGUGGUGUCCAAUUCUGGAAGAAUAUUCGAACUACCAUCGACCAAGGCGAUUAUCAGGAGGGCCGAUUGAUGGCGAUACACCAUACUGAGGGAGGGCCGCUAAGAUACCGCACCGGUGGGAUCGUGUUCGGCGCCUUUCGGAAACCAAAGCUCGUUGAAACUAGAGAGCGCCAGAACGAUGCAGCUGACCUGCCGAAACUAGAGGAGGCUGUCGAAGCUCUGAAAGCGACCCUUGUGCCACCGCGACGACUAAACCAUCAGCCGAGCAGGUAUCGCCUCCAUCCUGCCAGGGACCCUACGGGAAUGGGUAAAGGAUAUUCCAAUUCUGCCCGCCCCUGA
This is a messenger RNA of Venustampulla echinocandica, 2754 nucleotides long. RefSeq lists its product as uncharacterized. The transcript has 3 exons. Gene Ontology annotation, molecular function: protein binding. The record is from RefSeq and is a predicted model, not a curated record. Bases 1 to 2754 code for a protein of 917 amino acids. Lineage: Eukaryota; Fungi; Ascomycota; Leotiomycetes; Helotiales; Pleuroascaceae.